UUUAAUCCCGAAGUUUUUUGUUAUCUCAGAUAGAUCCUCCCCACCAAUGGAGAAGUACGAGAAGCUUGAGAAGGUUGGUGAAGGAACAUAUGGGAAAGUCUACAAGGCCAUGGAGAAAAGCACUGGAAAGCUUGUUGCUUUGAAGAAGACGAGGCUAGAAAUGGACGAAGAAGGUAUACCACCGACCGCUCUUCGCGAGAUUUCUCUUCUCCAGAUGCUUUCUCAAUCAAUCUACGUCGUUCGACUCCUCUGCGUCGAACAUGUUCUUCAAUCCAAAGACUCAAUCUCUCCUUCCUCACCCGUUUCUUCUCACUCCCAAAAAUCCAACCUUUAUCUCGUUUUCAAGUAUCUCGACACUGAUUUAAAGAAGUUCAUUGAUUCGCAUAGGAAAGGUUCAAAUCCUAGACCCCUUGAAGCUUCUCUUGUGCAGAGACUAAUGUUUCAGCUUUGUAAAGGCGUGGCUCAUUGCCAUAGCCACGGUGUGCUUCACCGUGAUCUUAAACCGCAGAACCUUCUUCUUGAUAAAGAUAGAGGAAUCCUAAAGAUCGCUGAUUUGGGUCUUGGUCGUGCUUUCACUGUCCCUCUCAAAUCUUACACUCACGAGAUCGUCACUCUCUGGUAUAGAGCUCCUGAAGUUCUUCUUGGAUCUACUCAUUACUCCACUGCCGUUGACAUUUGGUCUGUUGGAUGCAUCUUUGCCGAGAUGAUUCGGAGGCAAGCUCUUUUCCCCGGUGAUUCAGAGUUUCAGCAAUUGCUUCAUAUAUUCAGAUUGCUAGGAACACCAACUGAGCAACAAUGGCCUGGUGUAAUGGCUCUGCGUGACUGGCAUGUGUAUCCAAAGUGGGAGCCGCAAGACUUAUCACGCGCUGUGCCAUCUCUGUCCCCUGAAGGAGUUGAUCUUCUCACGAAUAUGCUGAGGUACAAUCCAUCUGAAAGAAUUUCAGCGAAAACAGCUCUUGACCAUCCAUACUUCGACAGCCUUGACAAAUCUCAGUUCUGAAGCUGCUGCACCUGUCUUGAUCGAAACUCUUUCAUCACCUCUGGCAAAAUUGCAAUCUAGUAUCACUGAUCAGGCUUCUCCUUGGAGCUUAGAAGUUGAUUGCUCAUCAUCUUGGUGAUUUUAGCGUUUAUUUAUUACCACACCAGUGUCUCAUGUAUUGUGUGUUUGAGGGAUUUGUACUUUUUACAGAACAAAAUGAAAAAGCUUGUUUGUCCAACUAAAGAGAGUGCUGUGUUCAAG
Molecule: messenger RNA, 1240 nt
Organism: Eutrema salsugineum
Lineage: Eukaryota; Viridiplantae; Streptophyta; Magnoliopsida; Brassicales; Brassicaceae
Product: cyclin-dependent kinase B1-2
Exons: 4
Coding region: 47-1000 (317 amino acids)
Biological process (GO): G1/S transition of mitotic cell cycle; protein phosphorylation; regulation of gene expression
Cellular component (GO): nucleus; cyclin-dependent protein kinase holoenzyme complex; cytoplasm
Molecular function (GO): ATP binding; cyclin binding; cyclin-dependent protein serine/threonine kinase activity
Source: RefSeq, a predicted model, not a curated record